AUGAGUCGCCGAAUCAAGCGCGCCCGCCUCGAGGGCAUCGACGAAGCCGAAGCGUCGGCCGAACUCGUCGGCCGUGCGCUGCGAAAGCGGCCGGAACGCCGCUCCGACUCCGCCCCUUCGGCGGUCGGUGGGCCCGCCCGCAAGCGUCGAGUCCAGAAGAAGAGACGCGAUUCGUCUUCCUCACGCUCUUCCGGCUCCCUCGAUUCACCCAUUCCACGCAACAUCAUGAACGGUGAGUUCGGGUUCGAGGGUUCUGGAGAAGUUUGAAAGGUUAUGAUGAGGUUAAUAGUAUAGAGAGAGAAAGGAGUAGAGAUGUUGAGGUAUAGUUUGCAAAAUAUAUCUGAAUUCCCUGUUGACUAUACGGAGUGUUUUGUGUAACAACAAUGAAGUGUGAGUUUAGGUUCAGGAGCUCUGGUGGUUUUUUAAGGUUAGCACUGGCUAAUUAAAAAAAUUUUUUAAAUGGGUAUGAUAUUAUCUAUAAUAGUGUCUUAUACUGCAGCUACUUUGAGGUUAGGACUAAGGCAAAGGCUACAAGAAGGGUUAUGGCUCAUACUAUAGUCUAUAGAUAGGAGAGAGCUAGUGCUGAAACUAGAGUUAGAGGUAUGGCUAGUGAUGGAGUUAGAGAUAGAGCUGGGGUUAGGUCUAGAGCUAGGGCUGAAGCUAGAGUUUGAGCUAGAGCCAGGAUAAUAGCUAGUGCUGGAGCUAGGGCUAUGGCAAUGUUUAAAGCAAGGCAAGGUCAAUGUAAGCCUAAGACUAAGGGUUGUGCUAAAUUUUUGCUGCCCUAGGUACUGUAACAAAAAAUUACAGUACCGAGCCUUUAAAAACUGUAAUUUUUUAAUUUUUGAAAUUAUUUAGCAUCACAAGAACAAAUAACAUUCUUGUGAUAAGUUUAAUGUCAUGAAAACACAUUUUUCGUCUAUGUUUUGGCCAUACAAUAACAACAUUAUAUGGCUUUGAUAUUGUCAAAAUACUAUGCUUUUUUAAUAUCAUAUUAGAAAUAUCAUUAGAUGAGAUUAAUUUUGAAUUAUUAUUAUAUUUUCGUGAUUUGAAGUUGCAAAUGGCUUGAUACAAAACAAUCUUUAAUUUUACGCAGUAACGAUACUAUAUAGUAGUACAAAAUUCAUUGAUUAGUAUGAAGUUCAUAAAUUAGUUCAAAAACUAACUUUUUUUAAAACCAAAAAUCUAGUUUCAUGCUACAAUAUAAAACUACAUUAUAGUACGUAAUAGUCUAACCAACACUUGUAAUUAGUAUUAAUGAGUACUUUUGUGUAACAUAAAAUUAUAGUCAACUUGAUUACGUUUUAUAUAACUGUACAUGAAUAUGACAGCUAAAGUGCGUCUAAAGACUAAGUUUUGGGUUCAUAAAAUUAUAGUAUAAAGUACUGUAACUAGGGCUAUACGGAGGCAGUUUUUUUUUGGAGGGAGGAGGGGAAGCAGGAAGAAGGAUAAGUUGGGUAGGGAAGACCAGGGCAGGGCAGGGCAUGGUAAAACAAGGCAAGGAGAGAAGGGCGAGGAAAGGCAAGGCAAGGCAAGGCAAGGCAAGGAAAGGCAAGGCAAGGCAAGGCAAGGCACGGCAAGGCAAGGAAAGGCAAGGAAAGGCAAGGCAAGGCAAGGCAGGGCAGGAAAAAAAUUGCAUGGCAGGGUAGGUCAAAAAUAUUUUUUAAUUUCAAUAGGGACCACGUUAAACUUUUUUUCCAAAAAAAAUUUUUUAGGGGGGGUUGGAAAAAAAUUAAAGUUUGUGAAACAUUUGAAAUUUUGAUAAGUUCACGUUCAUUCGUAGAGCAUAUGUGCCGUUAUUCACAUUUUCUAUUGCAAAAGAUGGAUUAAGAGAUUGUUUUAGACGCUUCGACGUCAUGGCUUUUAGGAAAAGUGCUGUCACUGUUUCAAGCUUUAAAUUGGGUUUUUGACUCGACAAAGAUGUGUACAGUAGCCAAUAGAAAGACAUUACCUAAGAAGAAAUUUUAAAUUUAAAAAAAUUGAUUUUAUAGUCAUAUGUUGCCUAAAUUUAAACUUUUUUAACUAAAAAUUUGAAAUUACAAAAAAAUUUAAAUUUCAAAAAUUUCAGCCUGGGAUUACGACGAUGAGGGCGAUUGCGGCCCAAAACAUUGGCCCGGCCAAAUCGACGGCAAACAACAAUCGCCUAUCGACCUAAAACUGUCAAAGAUGAAAGUCGUCAGCCUGGAUGACCAUUUCAUUUUUGAAAACUAUGACAAGGUUUUGGUCGGAGAAUUUGUGAAUAAUGGACAUUCAGUCCAGUUCAUACCUGAUGAUGGCCAAGACAUCCCAACAGUAUCCGGUGGUAUGUUGGACCAAAAGUACCGGUUCGUACAGUACCACUACCAUUGGGGACAACAUGAAGGAGGUAAGAGUGAGGGGUCUUUUCAUUGUUAGGAAUAGGGAUAAAGCUAUGGCUUGGACUAAGGUUCUGGGUUAGGGCUCUGGGCUAGGGCUCUGGGCUAGACCUCUGGGCUAGGGCUCUGGGCUAGGGCUCUGGGCUAGGGCUCUAGGCUAGGGUUCUGGACUAGGGUUCUGGUCUAGGGCUCUGGGCUAGGGCUCUGGGCUAAGGUUCUGCGCUAGGGCUCUGGGCUAGGGCUCGGGGCUAAGGCUCUGCGCUAAAGCGAUCAUGAUAGAACCAAGGUCUGGCUGAACUAAAAUGAUCUCUGUCUAAUUUCUGAUCAUUCCAACUACCUAUUUAUGACAUUAUUAAAUAGUACUGAAAAACCUUUUUUGAUUAAUACCUUUUUAACUGCAAUAAUUUAUGGCUUUGUUUACAAAGUAACUUUUUUCCCACUUUGCAGUAGAAGGAAUGGCCUUAAAAUGGCACAGCGACAAUAACAUAACAUUAAUCAAAUGGCCAAAAAGGAAAUUAACCAAAUUUUAUCGCUUUUUUGGCUAAUCAAUUCGUAAGCCAGUUUUUAGUUUUUGACCAAGAAAUUAAUGAAAAAAAAUUGCAAAAAUUUUGGAAUUUCAAAAAUUUUAAAUUUUAAAAAAAGUUAAAAAUAUGGAUUUUUUGAAGUGGAGUUGGUAUUUUAUUAUUUAUAACAGCAAGUCACACUACGGAGGCUAAGGAGAAGGCUUGGUUAGGUCUUGGAUAGGACUUGGCAAAGCUUGUCUAGGGAUUGUCAAGGCUUGGCCAGGGCUUGGCUAUAGCUAGCUCCAGCGCUACGGCUGGAGCUAAGGGUAGGGCUAGGGCUAAAGCUACAGUUAAAGCUAAGGCUAGGGCUAGAGCUAGGGCUAAACCUAGGGCUAGUGCUAGGGCUAAGGCUAAGGCUAUGGCUAGAGCUACAGUUAAAGCUAAGGCUAAGUCUAGUGCUAGGCUGAACUUUAAAAUUUGAGCCUAUUACUAUUUUUCAACACACUUUUUUGACAUUUCUUUCUUUAAAACUCCUAUAAUCUCUUUACCUAAAACAAUAUAUUUUUUUGACAUUUCUCUUUUUGGUCUCUUAUUAUUUCAACAAGUUCUUCAUCUAAAACAAUAUAAAUUUUUCGACAAAAAUCACACGCAAUCAACAAUUUUUUCACGCACUGUUCGACAAUAAAAGUUUUAUGUUUUAAGUUUUAAAUUCCACACAAUAAUGGGCGCUCAUAAAAGCAAAAGGUGAUAACAAACAGAUACGUGAGUCAGACUACAAUUGUUUCGAUCUGUAGCAGAGAUCACUUUGAAAAUGGCAGGGAAAAAAAUUUUUCAAAAUGAAACGCUUAAAUUAAAAAUUUUAAAAAAACUGAAUGACAUUACAACCUUUACCUACUUCAGGAUCCGAGCACACGAUCGGAGGACUCCGUUACCCCGCCGAACUUCACCUUGUCCACCAAGGCAUCGACGACCCCACCAAACUCGCCGUCUUGGGCGUUUUCCUAAAGACCGGCGAUCAAGAAGCUGCCCUCAAGGCCGAGGUCGACAUCCUGCCAAACAUUAUCGAAUGUGGCCAGAAAUGUCGUCUGGACAAGGGGGUCACACUUCAAGACAAACUACCUGAAUGCCCGUCCAGCUUCGCUAGGUAUGAUGGCAGUUUAACUACUCCACCUUGCUCGGAGAAUGUGGUCUGGACUGUUUUUACCGAUCCGGUUGAGGUUUCGGCUUAUCAAGUGAGUUGGUGUUUUGAUGUGAAUCAUUAGAUUUGCUUAAUUUUGCGCGAUUUUUGAUUAGAGGAAUGAAAAAAAUGAGAUAUUGAUGAUGAAAAAUUGAAAAUCAGGAUUUUCGUGGUAGUACCAUUUUUAAGAGGAGUUUUAAGGUUGAACUACUUAUUUAUAACUUGUCUUUUAUCUACAGUAAGAUUACUUUUUAAUUUUUUCGCUUUUAAGCUAAGAUAUUGAAAAUCAGGGUUUUCGUGGUGGGACCAAGUUAAAGUGAAAAUUGAAAUUUAAAAUACAGCUUUAUAUUUAACUUGCCUUAUCACUACAGCAAGGUUUUUUUUUUUAUUUUUUUUACUUUUUUAUCAAAAAUAUUGAAGAUCAAGGUUUUCGUGGUGGGACCUAAAAAUUUUAAUUUUUUACCUAGGGCGAGAUCUAAGACCAGGACUAUAACCAAAGCUACGUUUAAGCCUAGAGUUAAAGCUAGGGUUAAGGCUAGGGCUCUGUGUUAGGGCUCUGGGCUAGGGCUAGAGCUAGGUAUAAAGCGAGAGCUAGGGCUAGGACCAAAAAUCAUUUUUCUUUUUAAAACAAAGCCAUUAAAGACCUUAAAAAAUCAUUUCAACUUCCUUCCCACAACAAAACAAACACCGUGCCGUUCUUUUUGCACUCUGUUUGUAGACUUUUGGAGAUUUCCGGCAUUUCCAAGAUUAAAAAAGGUCUCUUCCCACGUUUCUCUUUUGUCUCUGACCGAAAUUACUUUCAGCUUGACCUGCUGCGAAACGUGAAAGACACUCGUGGCGCCGUUAUCCGAAAGAAUUAUCGACCGGUGCAGUCGUGGAACGACCGCAAAGUCUUUUUGGCGUGCUAA
Molecule: messenger RNA, 4939 nt
Organism: Bursaphelenchus okinawaensis
Lineage: Eukaryota; Metazoa; Nematoda; Chromadorea; Rhabditida; Aphelenchoididae
Source: the annotation of a GenBank genome assembly